This is a messenger RNA of Carica papaya (papaya), 2581 nucleotides long. Its product is annotated as mechanosensitive ion channel protein 10-like. Gene Ontology annotation, molecular function: mechanosensitive monoatomic ion channel activity. NCBI's taxonomy places the organism in Eukaryota, Viridiplantae, Streptophyta, Magnoliopsida, Brassicales, Caricaceae. Gene Ontology annotation, cellular component: plasma membrane. The record is from RefSeq and is a predicted model, not a curated record. Gene Ontology annotation, biological process: detection of mechanical stimulus; transmembrane transport; monoatomic anion transport.
CGUUCGACAUUGAAAGCUAUUUUCUGCACUUUGACCCAAGCUGUGCUUCUUUCUCCCAGGAAUAAACCUGUUUGUUUACCGGGAACUGUGAUAAAAGGCGAUUAGGUCUCAACUGUGAGAGUAAAGCUUCACAUAAUGGAAACAGUGAAAGGCAUGACGGAGAAGAAAGGAACAAACGAUGUCCUACUCCAGAUUUCGAUCCCCGAAGAAACCGAUGGACAAAGUAAAUCUUAUUCCGCGUCAAAUAAUAAUACCCAAGUUGGAUCUUCCCCAAAAGGGAAUGUCAAUGACCAAACGCUUGAGCUUUUAAGCUCAACUUCUCCCGGCACACCAGCUAUGACUCCAAGGACUCCAGGUAAGCCGCCCAAGAUCCCAACUCAGCCCAUAUCACGACAAAAUUCGCUUUCCUCCUCUUCAAUGCCAAAGCCCAAAUCAAGAUUUUCUGAGCCAGUACAGGCAAAAAAGUCCAGCUCACCUGCUCCCGGUUCGCCGGUGAACAGGACUGAUUCCGUUUCAAAAGAUUCGACGGGUGAAGAGGAGGAGGAAGAUGACGACGAGGUUUACAAGACUGCGGUUCUUGAGGUGAGUAAAAAGAAGACACGUAAGAGGCGGAGAGUGAGUGUGUUACUUGAAUGGACUGUAUUCUUAGGUCUGAUUGGAAUUUUGGUUGCGAGUUUAACUGUUGACAAAUUGGAAAACACCUCCAUCUGGAGUCUACCAUUAUGGAGAUGGUGUAUUUUACUGGAGGUGAUAGUUUGUGGGCAAUUGGUAACUGAGUGGUUUGUGAAAAUUCUGGUUUUCUCCAUUGAAAGAAACUUCAUGCUUAGAAAGAAGGUUCUAUAUUUUGUUUAUGGGGUGAAAAAGAGUUUCCGAGUUUUUCUUUGGUUUGGUCUUAUUCUCUUAGCUUGGGGAUUGCUGUUUAACCAUGGAGUAGCCAGAUCAAGGCGAACAAAACGUAUUCUAAGUUAUAUUACAAGGGCUCUUGCUGCUUUCCUUAUUGGGGCGGCUCUAUGGCUGCUUAAAUCUCUUUUGGUAAAGACACUGGCUGCUUCCUUUCACGUUACUAGAUUCUUCGAUCGGAUUCAAGAUUCGAUUUUCCAUCAAUAUGUUGUUCAGACUCUUUCAGGACCUCCAUUGAUGCAGAUGGGACCACAACUUGGGAGAACAAAUAGUCAAUUAAGUUUCAGGAACGACAAGACAAAAAAACAGGAAAUGGUUGAUGUAGAAAAGCUCAACAAAUCAAAUCAACAAAAAAUUUCUGCUUGGGAUAUGAAAGGCUUGGUUGAUAUCGUAAGUGGUUCAGGGCUGUAUACUUUAUCACACUCUCUGGACUCUGUUCAUGCUGAGGAGGAAGACCAAAAGGACGAGAAAAUUAACAGCGAGCGGGAAGCUAAGGCAGCUGCUUACCGGAUUUUCAGAAAUGUGGCUAAGCCUGACAGCAGGUACAUCGAAGAGGAUGAUCUUUUACUGUUCAUGGAAAAGGAAAAAGUGGACCGUGUGUUUCAAUUAUUUGAAGGUGCAGAAGAAUCUAAAAAGAUAAAGAGAAAGGCUUUGAAGAAUUGGCUGGUGAAUGUUUAUCUUGAUCGCAAAUCGUUGGCAUUUUCUUUGAGUGAUAGCAAAACAGCCAUAGAGGAGCUAAACAGGCUUGGUAUAGUGGUUGUGAUUGUUGUGAGUAUUAUUGCAACGUUAUUCCUAAUGGGACUUUUGACAACUGGAGUCCUCCUUUUCAUCUCCUCACAGCUUUUACUCAUAGCAUUCAUGUUUGGCAACAUGGCCAAAACUAUGUUUGAGGCCAUCAUAUUUGUAUUUGUGAUGCAUCCAUUUGACGUAGGUGAUCGUUGUGUCAUUGAUGGAGUACAGAUGGUUGUUGAAGAGGUGAACAUUCUGACAACGGUGUUUUUAAGAUUCGACAAUGAGAAAAUAUUCUAUCCAAAUGCAGUUCUAGCUACCAAACCGAUCAGCAACUUUUACAGGAGUCCAGAAAUGUGUGAUGCUGUGGAGUUUUCUGUUCAUAUUUCCACCUCAAUGGAUCAAAUUGGAGAGCUGAAAGAUAGAUUAAAAUCGUACAUAGAAGGCAAACCUGAGUACUGGCGUCCUGGCCAUCUUGUGAUAGUUAAGGAGAUUGAGAAUGUGAAUAAGAUGAAAAUGGCUGUCUUUUUUACUCAUACCAUAAACUUUCAGAAUUAUGGAGAUAAGAUUAGCAGGAGAUCUGAGUUGGUCUUGCAACUAAAGAAUAUUUUUGAAGAUCUCAAUAUUAUGUAUCAGCUUCUGCCCCAGAAAGUUGACCUCAGUUAUGUCGGGCCACCAUCUCCAGCAUUUCCACCUCAUUGAUCGUAUUCUUCUGACUGCAAGCUUCUUCUUCUCCUCACAUCUUGCAAAUAGACAUAGGAGAUAAUAAGGAAAUUUCAGUAGCUUGAGCUGGGAGUAUAGUUUCAAAUUUUAAAUGAUUCAAGAUCAAUUUCAAAAAUAAGAAGAAGAAGAGGUAGCUUGAUCACUUCUGGUUUGCUGGCCUCUCGAUGAGCUGAGUUCAACUCAAGUUUUUUAUUUUUUAUUUUUUCUUUUUGAGUGAAUGUGUUAUCGU